This is a messenger RNA of Dentiscutata erythropus, 1004 nucleotides long. Lineage: Eukaryota; Fungi; Glomeromycota; Glomeromycetes; Diversisporales; Gigasporaceae. The record is from the annotation of a GenBank genome assembly.
ACAAUAUUAACAAUGAUACUAAUAUUAUUGAAGAACAAGAAGACCCUUUAUAUAAUAAAAUACGCAAUUCUUUGCAAAAAGAAUUAAAAGUAGACCCUUUAACUGUAGAAUCAUUAUUUGAUAAUUUAUCAAAUAAAAAAUGCAAAAAAUCUCAUCCUUUACAUGAAUAUCUUGAACCAAGUGAAUCCGGUUUUUACAUUUGCUAUAUACCAUAUAAAGAACAACAUCCUCCAUUACAAUGGCAAAAAUCAACAGGAAUUAGCACAAUUAAAUCUUAUUUCAAAAAAUAUCACACUAAUAUUUAUAAUAAAGUAGAGUUGGAAAUUAAAAAAACCAAACCGAUUCAACCUUAUAGAAUAGAUAAUGAAUCAAAAGUUAAACGUAUCACUUAUCUGCUUAUAAAGUGGAUUAUUUGUAAUCAACAAUCUUUCAUAGUCAUCAAAGAUUCUAGUUUCAUUGAAUUAAUUGAAGAACUUGAUGAAUGGUAUCGAUUACCAUCUCGGCAAACUAUAUCGAAUCAAAUCAAAGCAAUUUAUAAAAAACAACAAUUAUUAUUAAAAGAGUUUUUAAAAACAACAAGAAAAUUUGCUAUUACAACUGAUUUAUGGACUGCUUGCAAUAACAGUGAUUAUUUAUCCAUAAUGCUUCAUUGGAUUAAUGAUAAUUGGACAACCUUAAUGCUCUCAUCAUCAAGUCAUCCAACCUUAGAAGAUCUUCAUUUAAUAUUCACCACGAUUAAAAGAUCUCUUGAAAAAAUUAUCAAUAAUACCGUCAAAGAAACUACACCAAAACUUGUUGCAAUAGCCAUAGUAAUUAAACUUGACGAUUCAUCAUCCCAAACAGAUACUUUACAAUUAACUUCUCGCGAUUAUUUCAAGAAGGCCCUUAAGCGUUCACUUGAUUCUCCUGAUGUAGCAAGUGAAUUACGAAAUUAUCUUAUGUUAGCAGAAGUUGAUUGUGAAGUAUUAUCAUGGUGGAGAGCUCAUGCAAAUAAUCAAAAUUAA